AUGAGGGUCCUGGUGAAAACAGCGCUGGCUCUCCUGGUUCUCGCCGUGGCAGCUGCCCUGUGUGCAGAUGUAGAGGAGAGGCUGGUGAGUCACCUGUUGUCACCGGAGCGCUAUAACAAGCUGAUCAGGCCGGCUGUCAACAACAGCCAGCAGGUCUCCAUUAACAUACAAGUGUCUCUGGCCCAGCUGAUCAACGUGAACGAGAGGGAGCAGAUCAUGACCACCAACUGUUGGUUAACCCAGGGAUGGAAUGACUACAGAUUAAUGUGGGAUCCCAACGAGUAUGAGGGAAUCAAGAAAAUCAGACUGCCGUCACAGCACAUCUGGCUUCCAGAUAUCGUCCUCUAUAAUAAUGCUGAUGGAACGUAUGAAGUUUCCUUCUACUCAAAUGCUUUAGUUUCCAACAAUGGAGAUGUCGACUGGCUCCCACCGGCUAUCUACAAGUCCGCCUGCAAAAUCGAAGUCCGGGAUUUCCCCUUCGACCAGCAAAACUGCACCCUUAAGUUUCGUUCCUGGACGUACGACCACACAGAAAUCGAUCUCAACCUCCUCAGUGAUUAUGCCUCACGGGAUGACUUCAAACCCAGUGGUGAGUGGGAUAUUGUUUCCCUGCCAGGACGCAAGAAUGAAGACCCAAAUGAUAUCAGAUACCUGGAUAUCACCUAUGACUUCAUCAUCAAGAGGAAACCUCUGUUCUACACCAUCAACUUGAUCAUUCCGUGCAUCCUCAUCACCUCCCUGGCCAUCCUGGUGUUUUACCUUCCAUCAGACUGUGGUGAGAAGAUGACUCUUUGCAUCUCUGUCCUCCUCGCCCUGACUGUGUUUCUACUUCUGAUCUCAAAGAUAGUGCCGCCAACAUCUUUAGCAGUGCCUCUCAUUGGGAAGUACCUAAUGUUUGCAAUGGUGCUGGUCACCUUCUCCAUUGUCACAAGCGUUUGCGUGCUCAACGUCCACCAUCGGUCCCCAAGCACACACACCAUGCCACCGUGGGUCAAGCGGGUCUUUCUCUAUCGGCUCCCUUCUUUCCUCUUCAUGAGGAGACCCAGUAGCUCAAAUAUCCGUGAGAAAUUCAGGAAAAAACACCAGAGGAAAAAGUGUUCAGAUCAGAGGCCGUGCGGAGCAGAGAGUGGGACGGGCAUCUCUGCCGGGGUGGCGGAUUCUUCACCGUCCUUCUAUGUCAAUGAAGAGUCAGCCAAGCGCUACGGCUGGAGAAUCAGUGACUUAUCGGAGAACACAAACGUCAGGAAGAGGAUGACGCUCAAGAGCAAUAUUGACGUGGAGGAUGCAGUGGAUGGAGUGCGCUACAUUGCUGAGAAAAUGAAGAGUGAAGAUGAUGAUGAAGGGAUCAUUGAAGACUGGAAAUAUGUGGCCAUGGUGAUUGACCGCCUCUUCCUGUGGAUUUUUGUAUGUGUGUGCGUCGUUGGUACUGCAGGACUUUUCAUGCAGCCUCUGUUCCAAAGUUACAACACCCCAGUUAUUGAAGACGCAGAGCAUAAAUAAAACCAGAAGCUCCAACUUUAAAUUCUAACAUUCCUCUAAAAUUAAACUAAUUCUCUAAACAGAUCCCUGUUAGGAUGUUUGACACAAGCCUCUUGCACAUCCAUCACUUCACCUGCUGACUUUUGAUCUUCUGAUUUUAUUGUCCUCUAAGCACCAUAUGCCAAUGUUGUCAUAUCAGGUAAUUUAUAAUUAACAGUGCAACAAGAUUAAUUAAUCUGUGUUCAUAAGGCAAGAUAACUCCCUUUGUUUCUUUUUGCCAAUGGCACAUAUGCUAUAUGGAUUUAUAUGAUUUAUAUUUGCCUUGUAAAUUAAAUUCUGAUGGGUUUUGUGACUGUGAACACUCACAUUUCUCACUUGGAAAGUAUUUGUCCAACUUCUUAAUUUUUUUUGUGUGUGUGUAAACCAAGCUUUGUUGCACAAACUAAAGAUAUUGUCCACAGUUGAUAAAAACAAUUAUUCUCAGAUGGCUGUUACUGUUUGUUCAGGUGGAUUUUAGUUUUCCUGUCCAGUUAGCAUUCAUCAACUCUGAAACCAGCAGCAAUAAUGUUCAUGUAAUUUAUCUAGACACUCUUUACUUUAAUUUAUGCAUUCUCUUUCAUAUUGUUUUCUUGAUCUUUGCCAAUAAUAUAUUAAUACAACUAACUUUAUUGUUUAAUUCUUUCAGUGAUUUUUCAGUGAAGGUUGAAUUUUAUGUUGUUUUUUUUUCCUCCCACUGACAAAUCAAAUGUCUCUUUGGGGUUUAAACUAAUUGAUGGGAUCUGAUGUCUAAUUUAAACUGACCAAUAAAGGGGAAGGAUGGUAA
Molecule: messenger RNA, 2302 nt
Organism: Gambusia affinis (western mosquitofish)
Lineage: Eukaryota; Metazoa; Chordata; Actinopteri; Cyprinodontiformes; Poeciliidae
Product: neuronal acetylcholine receptor subunit beta-2-like
Exons: 6
Coding region: 1-1500 (499 amino acids)
Biological process (GO): monoatomic ion transmembrane transport; signal transduction; nervous system process
Cellular component (GO): postsynaptic membrane; neuron projection; synapse
Molecular function (GO): transmembrane signaling receptor activity; acetylcholine-gated monoatomic cation-selective channel activity
Source: RefSeq, a predicted model, not a curated record